Gossypium raimondii (Peruvian cotton) is the source of this 795-nucleotide messenger RNA. RefSeq lists its product as uncharacterized. The transcript is spliced from 3 exons. The record is from RefSeq and is a predicted model, not a curated record. NCBI's taxonomy places the organism in Eukaryota, Viridiplantae, Streptophyta, Magnoliopsida, Malvales, Malvaceae. Gene Ontology annotation, molecular function: nucleic acid binding. The coding region runs from base 1 to 795 and encodes 264 amino acids. Gene Ontology annotation, biological process: DNA integration.
AUGCAAGAGGUAAAAGUUGUGGCUUAUGCUUCGAGACAAUUGAAGAAGCAUGAGUGUAAGUAUCCUACUUAUGAUUUGGAGUUAGCUACUGUGGUGUUUGCGCUAAAGAUUUGGCAGCAUUACUUGUAUGGAGAGAAAUGUGUUAUUUAUACGGAUCAUAAGAGCCUUAAGUACCUCCUCACCCAAAAGAAGUCAAAUUUAAGGCAGAGGCAUUGGAUUGAGGUUUUAAAGGAUUAUGAUUGUGUGAUAGAAUAUCAUCCUGGCAAGGCAAAUGUUGUUAUUGAUGCUUUGAGUAGAAAGUCGAUGACGGAGUUGAGAGCUAUGUUUGCACAUUUGAGUUUAGCUAAGUAUGGUGGUUUGUUAGCUGAACUUCAAGUUGAGCAAGGUGUUAAGGGAGAUUUUGAUGUUGACAGUGAUGGUAUAUUGAACUUCCAAGGUAGGUUGUGUGUGUUGGAUUAUAGGGUAAAGGUAGAGCAUCAGUUUCCUUUGGGUUUGUUGCAAUCGAUUGCGAUUCCUGAAUGGAAGUGGGAAAAUAUCACUAUGGACUUUGUUUUGAGUUUUCCUUUGACUCUGACAAAGAAUGAUUCAAUGUGGGUAAUAGUUGAUCGGUGUUCUAAGAGUGUGCAUUUCUUGGCAGUGCAUACCAAAUAUUCUUUGAAGAAGUUGGUUGAGCUUUACAUUGCUGAAAUUGUACGUGUUCAUGGGGCUCCAGUUUCGAUUAUUUCAGAUAGGGAUUCACAUUUUACAUCGAUUUUUUGGAAAAGUUUUCAAGAGGCUUUGCGGUUCAAAGCUUAG